Messenger RNA from Ictalurus punctatus (channel catfish), 5571 nucleotides. It is a transcript of the gene nrxn3a, whose product is annotated as neurexin 3a. NCBI's taxonomy places the organism in Eukaryota, Metazoa, Chordata, Actinopteri, Siluriformes, Ictaluridae. The record is from RefSeq and is a predicted model, not a curated record. The coding region runs from base 7 to 5121 and encodes 1704 amino acids. The transcript has 22 exons.
UUCACAAUGACUCUGCUCAGAUACCCGGUCCAGCUGCAGCUGCUGCUCAGUACUCUGCUCGGCUCUUGUUUGGGUUUGGAGUUCCCAGGAGUGCGAGGGCAGUGGGCCCGUUUUCUCCGUUGGGAUGCCAGCACCAGAAGUGACCUCAGCUUCCGGGUCAAAACGGACACGUCCAGCGCGCUGGUCUUGUACUUCGACGACGGAGGCUACUGCGACUUCCUGCAGCUGAUGGUUGUGGAGGGCAAGCUGCAGCUGCGGUUCAGCAUCGACUGCGCGGAGACCACGCUGGUUUCGGGUAAACGGGUCAACGACAGCAGCUGGCACUCGGUCACCGUGAGCAGGUCCAACCUGAGGACGGUGCUGGGCGUGGACGGCGAGAGCAAGGCCGACGAGGUCCGACCUCAGAGGCAGUACAUGAAGAUCGUUAGUGACCUCUUCCUGGGCGGCGUCCCCCAGGACAUUCGCACCUCGGCUCUGACCUUACCCACCGCCAAGGACCUCCCGCCUUUUAAAGGAGUUAUCAGGGACCUGAAAUACGGCAACAAGGAGCCUACGCUACUUAGCAGCCAGAGGGUCCGGAUGGACACGGAAGGUGUCUGCACCGAGAAUCCGUGUGAGAACGGAGGGAUUUGCGCCCUAGUGGACGGGGAACCGCAGUGCGAUUGUUCCAAGACGGAGUACGUUGGCCGAUUCUGCAGCGAAGAGGCCAACAGCAUCCCAGGCUUGGCACACAUGAUGAUGGCCGAACAAGGAGCCAAGGGCAAAGCCCGUGAGGAGAACGUGGCCACCUUCCGAGGCUCGGAAUACUUCUGCUACGACCUCUCGCAGAACCCCAUCCAGAGCAGCAGUGACGAGAUCACGCUCUCGUUCAAGACCUGGCAGCGCAACGGGCUCAUUCUGCACACGGGCAAGUCGGCCGACUAUGUCAACCUGGCGCUGAAGGACGGCGCGGUGUCCCUGGUCAUCAAUCUCGGUUCUGGAGCCUUUGAGGCCAUCGUGGAGCCGGUCAACGGCAAAUUCAACGAUAACGCCUGGCACGAUGUCAAAGUGACACGCAAUCUCAGACAGCAUUCAGGCAUUGGACACGCUAUGGUAAACAAACUACAUUGUCUGGUCACGAUCUCCGUGGACGGGAUCCUCACCACCACAGGCUACACGCAGGAGGACUACACGAUGCUGGGCUCUGAUGAUUUCUUCUACGUCGGAGGAAGCCCGAGCACCGCUGACUUACCCGGUUCACCCGUCAGCAACAACUUCAUGGGCUGCCUCAAAGAGGUCAUGUACAAGAACAACGACAUCCGGUUGGAGCUUUCUCGGCUGGCGCGGAUCGUGGACCCUAAGAUGAAGAUCCAGGGAGAUGUCGUGUUUAAGUGCGAGAACGUGGCCACGUUGGACCCCAUCUCGUUCGAGACGCCCGAGGCCUACAUCAGCCUCCCGAAGUGGAACACCAAACGCAUGGGCUCCAUCUCGUUCGACUUCCGCACCUCCGAGCCCAACGGCCUGAUCCUGUUCACGCACGGCAAGCCGCAGGACAGGAAGGCGGUGGGGAGCCAGAAGAACACCAAGGUGGACUUUUUUGCGGUGGAGCUGCUGGACGGGAGUCUGUACCUCCUGCUGGACAUGGGCUCGGGUACCAUCAAGGUCAAAGCCACGCAGAAUAAAGUGAACGACGGGACGUGGUACCACGUGGACAUCCAGAGAGACGGAAGAUCAGGUACUAUAUCCGUAAACAGCCGUCGUACCCCGUUCACGGCCAGCGGAGAGAGCGAGAUCCUGGACCUGGAGGGCGAUAUGUACCUCGGUGGACUUCCUGAGAACCGCGCCGGGCUCAUCCUGCCCACCGAGCUCUGGACCGCCAUGCUCAACUACGGCUACGUGGGCUGCAUCAGGGACCUGUUCAUCGACGGACGUAGCAAAGACAUCAGGCAGAUCGCCGAAGAGCAGAACGGAGCGGGAAUCAAACCCUCCUGCAACAAGGUGCCGGGGAAGCAGUGCGAGAGUUACCCGUGCAAGAACAAGGGGGUGUGUAAAGAGGGCUGGAACCGCUUCAUCUGCGACUGCACCGGCACCGGAUACUGGUCGCGUACCUGCGAGAGGGAGGCGUCGAUCCUGAGCUACGACGGCAGCAUGUACAUGAAGGUGGUGAUGCCCACAGUGAUGCACACCGAGGCCGAGGACGUGUCCCUGCGCUUCAUGUCCCAGAGAGCGUACGGCCUGCUCAUGGCCACCACGUCGCGCGACUCGGCCGACACCCUGCGCCUGGAGCUGGACGGCAGCCGCGUCAAACUCACCGUCAACUUAGACUGUAUCAGGAUUAACUGUAACUCCAGCAAGGGACCAGAGACACUGUAUGCUGGACAAAAACUCAAUGACAAUGAGUGGCAUACGGUGCGGGUGAUCCGGCGCGGUAAAACCUACAAGCUCACAGUUGACGAUGACGUAGCUGAAGGUCAGAUGGUGGGCGACCAUACUCGCCUGGAGUUCCACAACAUCGAGACGGGUGUGAUGACCGAGCGCCGUUUUGUCUCGCACAUCCCGUCCAGCUUCAUCGGCCACUUGCAGAGCCUCAGGUUCAACGGCCUGCUCUACAUCGACUUGUGCAAGAACGGCGACAUCGACUACUGCGAGCUGAACGCACGCUUCGGCAUGCGCUCCAUCAUCGCCGACCCGGUGACCUUCAAAGCCAAGAGUAGCUACCUGAGCCUGGCCACGCUGCAGGCCUACACCUCCAUGCACCUGUUCUUCCAGUUCAAGACCACCGCGGCGGACGGCAUCAUCCUGUUCAACAGCGGCGACGGGAGCGACUUCAUCGCCGUGGAGCUGGUGAAAGGGUACAUCCACUACGUGUUCGAUCUCGGCAACGGCCCGAACCUCAUUAAAGGCAACAGUGAUCGAGCUCUGCAUGACAACCAGUGGCACAACGUGGUCAUCACCAGAGACAACAGCAAUCUGCAUACCCUCAAAGUCGACGCCAAGGUCGUCAGUCAAGUGGUUAACGGUGCCAAGAACCUGGACCUAAAAGGUGAUCUUUUCAUUGCUGGUUUGGGGCCCAACAUGUACAACAGCCUGCCCAAACUGGUAGCCUCGAGGGAGGGCUUUAAAGGUUGUCUGGCGUCGGUGGACCUGAACGGCCGUCUGCCGGACCUGAUAAACGACGCUCUGUUCCGCAGCGGGCAGAUUGAGCGUGGAUGCGAAGGUCCUAGCACCACGUGUCAGGAGGACUCCUGCGCCAACAUGGGCGUCUGCAUCCAGCAGUGGGAGAACUACACCUGCGACUGCUCCAUGACCUCCUUCACGGGCAUGCACUGCAACGACCCUGGAACAACGUUCAUCUUCGGGAAAGGCGGAGGUCUCAUCACCUACAACUGGCCGGCUAACGAGCGGCCGAGCACGCGCAUGGACCGUCUGACGGUGGGCUUCAGCACCUCGCUGAAGGAUGGCAUUCUGGUGCGCAUCGACAGCGCUCCGGGUCUGGGAGACUACAUCAUGCUCCACAUCGAGCAAGGCAAAAUCGGCGUCACGUUCAACAUCGGGAUGGUCGAUAUCAUCGUCCAGGAGAGCAGCAUGCCGGUGAACGAUGGCAAGUACCACGUGGUGCGAUACACACGAAACGGGGGCAACGCCACACUUCAGGUGGACAAUUGGGCCAUCAACGAGCACUUCCCCUCAGGCAACAACGAUAAUGAGCGAUUGCAAAUGGCAAAUAAGAAAAUCCCGUUCAAAUAUGCCCGGCCUGUAGAGGAGUGGCUGCAAGAGAAAGGGCGCCAGUUAACGAUCUUCAACACACAGGCCACCAUCACGAUCGGUGGCGCGGACCGCAGGAGGCCGUUUCAGGGCCAGCUCUCGGGCCUGUACUACAACGGGCUGAAGGUGCUCAACAUGGCCGCUCAGGGCAACCCGAACAUCCGGAUCAACGGCAGCGUGCGGCUUGUGGGCGACGUUCCCGCUGCCGGAUCGGCCCGCACCACGGCCAUGCCCCCGGAGAUGUCCACCACCUUCAUCGAGACCACCACCACCAUGUCCACCACCACCACGAGAAAACACCGCUCGCCACCUACAAUAUCGAGCACAGACGACAUCGUCACGUCAGCCGAGUGCUCCAACGACGACGAGGACCUGGAGGAGUGCAACUUCGAGCACGCAGGUGGGCUAGGAGGUGAAUUAGAUCCCUUAGUACUCCCUCCUGUAGCUACACGUGCACCCUUCAUCCCUCCCCCCCCAACCCUCCGCCCCCCCCUCACCAUUAUUGAGACCACCAAAGAGUCCCUGUCCAUGGCCACUGAGGCGGGCCUGCCCUGCUUGUCGGACCAAGGCAGCGAUGAUUGUGAUGAUGGUGAUGAUGAUGAUGAUGAUGAUGAUGGUGAUGAUGAUGAUGAUGAUGAUGGCUUGGUGAUAUCUGGGUAUGGCUCUGGGGAAGCAUAUGACUCUAACCUGCCCACUACUGAUGAUGAAGAUGUUUACACCACCUUCUCCUUGGUCACAGAUAAGACCUUAUCCACGUCGGCCUUUGAAGGUGGCUACAAAGCUCACGCGCCUAAGUGGGAAGCCAAGGACUUUAGACCUAACAAAGCCUCCGAGCACGGUAGGACUACUACUACCGCGUCUUUUUCCCCCAAUCUGAGCCGCUCCACCACCACCACCACCACCACCUCUGCUGCCGCAGCGCCGCCCAAAUGGCCUGCGGGCAAAAUGAAUAACCGAGAGCUUAAACCCCAACCCGACAUAGUCUUGCGUCCAUUGCCCACUUCCUAUGACGUAGACCGCAAAAAGCCGAAGAGCCCGUUAAUAACCUCCCCCAUGUUCCGUAAUGUACCCACAGCGAUCCCCACGGAGCCGGGCGUCAGGCGCGUUCCCGGGGCCUCCGAGGUCGUCCGGGAAUCUAGCAGCACCACUGGAAUGGUCGUCGGGAUAGUUGCUGCUGCCGCUUUGUGCAUCCUCAUCCUCCUGUACGCCAUGUAUAAGUACAGAAACAGGGACGAGGGGUCGUACCAAGUGGACGAGAGCCGCAAUUACAUAACCAACUCGGCGCAGAGCAACGGCGCGGUCAUGAAGGACAAGCAGCACGGCUCGAAAGGCAGCAACAAGAAACAGAAAAACAAGGACAAGGAAUAUUACGUGUGAGACUGCGCGACGGCGAAACGGGUGACGCUGAGGCGUAUCGGACGUGCUGACGGAGAGAGAGAGAACAGAUUUUCCAUUUUGGCACUGUGCUGAAGCACUGAGCUCUCACACCAACUGUAAUAUAAAGCACACUAUUGUGUAAGCAUACCGCGAUGGUAAAUAGCGACAUUAGUGACCUUUAUUCUUCGAUCCGGUCGCCGGUGUUAUCAGUGUAGAAUACUUCACACCUACAUCAUUAUCCUAGAGAGAGAAAAAAAAAACAAAACAAAAAACAAACGUGACUUUUAAAAAGGUAUGUGAUCCUUGGCAUUUUUUUUUUUUUUUUUUUUUAAAUCCUGUAAAGAGAAAAAAAAAAAAAAAAAAAAAUGUGAGGAAGGAAGAUUGAGAGAGAGCGCGAGGAGACAAUUCUGGCCAUCGCAGGCAUGUGAGCGACACAUGGUGUUACAAGAG